Molecule: messenger RNA, 411 nt
Organism: Rubroshorea leprosula
Lineage: Eukaryota; Viridiplantae; Streptophyta; Magnoliopsida; Malvales; Dipterocarpaceae
Source: the annotation of a GenBank genome assembly
GAACAAAAUGGGGUAUGUAUUCAGUGCAAGAACAAAUUCUUGGGAAAUGAAGCAAAAAAGGAGAAGAAGAGGACAAGAUGAUGAAGGUGAGGGGUUUGAUGAUGAAGAACAUGCUGAAGAAACUGAAGACGCAGGUCCCUCACAAGCUACUUCAUCUCGAGUUCCUCAGAGAUUAACCACACAGAGAGGAAUGCAGCUCAUUCUUGAGAGACUUGCACGGAUUGAAUCAAAGCUCGAUGAUCACAUUCACGACUAUCAGAUGGCAGCACCUAUAGGUCCUCGAGCGACAAGAGGAGACUCAUCUACUGCUGGCACAUCCUUCGGAUAGCAACCCACUGAUCCCUUUUCAAAUCUGGAAGCAUAAAUCCUCCCGUUGCAGUUGUUGAUGGCUAUUAAAUUAUCAUUUUAAUG